Molecule: messenger RNA, 2381 nt
Organism: Trichomycterus rosablanca
Lineage: Eukaryota; Metazoa; Chordata; Actinopteri; Siluriformes; Trichomycteridae
Exons: 9
Coding region: 679-1962 (427 amino acids)
Cellular component (GO): cytoskeleton
Molecular function (GO): structural molecule activity
Source: RefSeq, a predicted model, not a curated record
CCUACAUUAACUGCAUCUUUCAAAAUGCAGGCUGAUUUUGUGACUUGCAAAGUGACACAUCCCGCCAGUAGAUGAUGUUACACAUAUUUAAACAUGAUCCUACAAUGUACAACAAGAUAAAUAAGAAAAUUAAGCAGAAGGAGGAAAUUUAAUGAAAGUGAAAACAAGUUUGUGCUUCAGGAAGAAAAACCGGUGCGUCUCUUGUGUUAUGAGGCCGUGUCUGUGGUAAAGUAGGACAAUAUAAAUGCAGAAUUCAGCCUCCAAGAAAAACAGCAGACCGCAAUCACAGCAGGAUACGUUACAAUCGGCCCUUUGAGGGCCACAAUAAUGCUGAUGUGGCCCUCGGUGAAAAUGAGUUUGACACCCCUGACAUAAAGUGUUGUCCCAAGUAAAACAUAUUAGUCAACCGACCAAAGCAAUCGUUCCAUGUGUAGUGUUAAAAUGAUUAUUAUUAUUUAUAUUAUUAUUAACAUUAUUAUUGCUGUUGUUAGUAUAAGGAGAGUGUAUGAAAGAGAAGGAGAGGUUGUACUCCUCCCACAGGUAUCCAGGUACGCUGUUCCCUCCCUCCUGCUGGCUAUAUAAAACCACUGUUACCUUCCAGUGAAGCGCUGUUCCUUUACACUCAUCCUAGCAUUCAUCACUCCACUCGUCCCUCCAUCAGCACUGUCUGAAGACAUCAUGGCAUCCAGUCUUUCUAUGCGCAGUUACUCCAUGGGCAGGCAGCCCUCUUUCUCCAACCUGUCUCUGAGGGACAGUGGGCGCAGCCGAUCCAAAGCUGCCGUCUCGUUUGCCGCAGCCAAGCCCCUUUCUCGUUCCAGCUCUAUGAACAUGGCUGACCUGAACAGCCUGGCUAACAUGUCACUCAAUGGUUUGGGAAACGGCACCAAUGACAAAGAAGCCAUGCAGAGCCUGAACAGCCGACUGGCCAACUACCUGGAGAAAGUGCGCUCUCUGGAAAAGUCCAACGCAGACCUUGAGCUCCGCAUCAAGCAGCUUAUGCUAGAACGUGUGCCCAAAGGCCACGACAUAGAUGCCAUGCUGGCACAGGCUCAUUCUCUGGAACACGAGGUCAGGAAGAAGACGCUGGAGAACGCUCGCAUCAUGUUGGAGAUUGAUAAUGCCAAGCUGGCUGCGGAUGACUUCAGAAUCAAAUGGGAAACUGAAAGUGCUAUGUGUCAGUCAGUGGAGAGGGACUGUGUGGCCCUAAAAAAAGCAAAGUCAGACCAUGACCAGAUCAUCGCCACACUCCGUGGAGACCUGGACAGCCUGAAAGAGGAGCUCUACUUCCUCAGGAAGAACCAUGAGGAGGAGAAAGAUAACCUGCGUUCACGCAUAGCCCAGGAAGAAGUCAAUGUGGAGGUCGAUGCUGCUCGUGGUCCAGAACUGGGCACAGUGCUGUCUGAACUGCGCUCUCAGUAUGAAGGUAUCGUUCAGAAGAACAAAGCCGAGGCAGAGGACUGGUACCGCAAAAAGCUGGAGGUGGUGCAGACGGAGGUACGUGAGAGUAACGAGGCACUGCGGGGUGCUCAGAGCGAACUCACUGAGAGACAGCGCUUCCUGCGAACCCUUGAAGUGGAACUGGAGAGCCUUCACAAACAGGUUGCAGCUCUGGAGGGGAACCUGGGUGAAACAGGCCAAAAGUACGCGGCGGAGAUGGAGCACCUGCAGGCCCAGCUGAACCAGCUGGAGGAGGAUCUGUCCCAUCUUCGGCUCGACAUGCAGCGCAACAAGACCGACUACGAGCAGCUGCUGCGCAUUAAACAGAACCUGGAACUGGAGAUCGCCACCUACAGGCGCCUGCUGGAGGGAGAGGAGGCCAUUAAGGAAGUCCCUGCUCCUCCCAAGAAAGAACCUGAAGUCCGUACCAGGAAGAUUGUAAAGGUGGUAACCCAGACCAUGGUCAACGGCAAAGUGGUGGACGAGUCGAGUGAGGUUGAACAAAUUGAGGAGUCUAAGAAGUGAAAACAAGAGCAUUUUAACCCAAAAUAAAGCUCUCAUUGUUUAUAAGGGUCUGUACUCGCUACUCGCCUCUCAGAGGCCCUCUGAAUUACUCUCCAAUAUCAGUUUCAGUCUCAUCAAAGCCUUUUAAGAUCAUCUUUCCUACUUCAUUUUCAGUUCAAACAAAGAGUCCACAUUACCGGAGAGGCCCCCCCUUCCACACCACACAAGUCCUGCCUUUGUUCUGCUUUAACGUUUUUAUCAAACUGAGAAUCCGCUUUUCCUUUUCCUGCUUGAAAUUUAGUUUCUAGGAUUAUAUAAGACAAGAGAUGAAAGUAGCAUCUUAUCUUUUGUAGUAAGUUUUGUUUUUGAGAUGAUGAUUGGUAGAGUAGGUACCUGUCUAUAAAACUGUAAAAUAAAAAUAAAGUCCUUCACAAAACAAA